CCUGUCGGAGCGGGUGGAGAUCACUGAAGCAUCUCGCUGUCUCUGCCUCAGCAGGUUGUUGACUGACUGGCGAUGACUUAAUGAAGCACAACAAUUGCGAGACCCUCCCCUGUAGCUGUCUUUGCUGUUCCCCAGCCUCUGCGAUUGGAAGCACAGAGAAUAGAGGAGCAGCUGUUGGACCGAUGGAUAAGAAGCAUCAGUACGGUUCACUGGAGCGCACUGAAUGGAGCAGAGACACCCACAAAGCAGAGGACGACGUGGUGUCCAUGGCAGACUCCACCAUCACCGUGGAUGACAUCGAGGGGGAGCUCUUUAAGAUUGAGAGGAUCAGGGAUGUCCUGGUUAGGAGAGAGUCAGAGCUCAGAUACAUGAUGGAUGACAUUCAGCUCUGCAAAGAGAUUACUCGUCUGAAGAAGGAGCUUCACAAAUUAGUGUCCAUACCAGAUAAUGACAAGUCCAAUGAUGACCGGCAGAAGGAGGAAGAGCUGCUACAGCAGAUCCAAAAGCUGGUAGAGACCAGAGAUUUCCUCGUGGAUGAUGUUGAAUUUGAACGUCUCAGGGAGAAAGAGGAAGAUAAAGAAAUGGCAGAUUUUCUGAAGUCCAAAUUGCCAAGAAAUCUGAAGAAGACAGGUAUGCCAACCAGAAGGGCACCCACCCGGGCUCAGCAGACGUCUUCGCCCCUCACCAAGACAGGACUCACCCUCCUGAAAGAGUGCUGUGGCUUUACGUGCUCCAUCAUGUAGACUAAAGCCAAAUGACAGCGCUCCUCUGCAGUGCUCUUCCACAGGACUCCUUUUUCCACUUUUAGCUCCAAGAAGGACUUUAAAGCAUGGGUCGAGCAAUGACAGCGUAGUGAGCUAUCCAUCCCAGGAAUUCAGGAAGCAACUUCAUCUAUAUUUAUUUUAUUAUUAAUUUAUUAGCUGUGUCUUGGCUUUGCAGGUCAACCCAGUGUAUUUGUAUCUAUUUGUCAUUUUCACAUAGGGUUUGAAGGACAGAAACCUCAUAACCCUGGUCAUUGUAAGUAAGCUAGCACGUUCUCUUAAAGUAAAAGUGGAAAAAAAAACUACUAUAGCCCACAGGUUUAUAUCAGGAUGCUUCACUGAACUAUGAUUAUUGUCAUCUCCUCAAUAUGUGUGUAUGAGUCAGCAGGAUUCUAGACACCGCUCAACACUACAAUAAUGAAUCUGGCAUUAAUCGGGAGCUCUGUCAGGAUGAAGUUGCCUGUGAUCUGACUCUAGAUCCAAAUAGGUAUGACCUUUUGAAUAGUGGUGGUUUGUGACGGAAGAGUUAGUCAUCUAUUUCUCUCUAUUAUUCUUAAAUGAUUGGUAAGCUAGCCAGGCUCAAGGAGGGUGGCUUUUUGGCAAGACAGGUUUGGGUAAAAGGAAAGCGCAUAUUGGUGUUUGAGAUUUUGGCAAAAAUGACUAAACCUAGCCCUAACAAGUUGACAUCGAUGACAGCAGUGUUGUUCAAUAUCGAGACACAAAGCCGUACAUAUGCCACUGUACUCUCAGGACGUGGGGUCUUGUAGAUAAAGGUCUUUAGUGCACAAUGAGUCAUAUAUACAGGACAUGGAGUUCAUGGAUGUAGUGACCAAUUAAGCUAUCUUGCAUCUCUUUGUGUUGCAAAGAGGAGUUGUCGCCAUGGAAACUCACAUCUUUAGAAUGGAACAGUGAGGAAAGUUGGACGGAUCAGAGAGAUGAGACUUCAAAAGUGUAACACAUCCAAAGGCAAUUGCUAUCAUGAAAGGCAGGCGGAGAACGAAAUAAAAUUACUAUUGCCACUUCCAUUAUUUUUUUCAAUAUUCUGAAUUUCCAAAGCAUCUGAAACUCUCCCGCAUUCUUUCGGAUCAUCUACAAAACAGAGAUUAAGUAAACAUGAGAUUGUUUUACUCAGUUGAAAUGUAAAUAUGCUGAGGAUACAUGUCUCUAAAGUAGAUUCUGUUUGAGACCCCUAAAUCUAUCUAAUUGGUUUAAAUGAUGUCUCUUCGACAAGCCUUCAGUUCUUUUCUAGACUUUGAAAUGGAUACAGCUGGCUCUUCACUUGAGUGAUUGGGUCCUUUGAUCAGUCUCAGCACUGUCAUGGAGCCUCGGGUCAUGUAUCACUCAGCAACCACAUCUGAUGGCGUCAUGAAAGUCCAGAAAGGAUUCAAUGAUUAUUGAAAUACUGUCUCUAACAGCCAAAUUAAAAUAUGAUGUAGCAAGUAAACUUAGCCAUAAUAUAGGUUUGUGCAAGUUUUUUGAGAAGACAGUAUACUCUGAUGAAGGCUUCAUUUUCUCUUUCUCUGAGAUAUGAAGUGAAAUGAUGAUGUGAACCAUCUCCUAGAACAAAAGCUUUUUGUUAGUAAAGGUAGGCCAAUUUACAAAUUCGCAUGGAAAGAAAUCAUCAUACCGCCUUUCUUUUCAUGCAGAUAUUGCCUUUUAUGUUGGUUCCUAUGACUGAGCUGCACAGUGAUAAAUAAAGCUUUCUGCUCU
Molecule: messenger RNA, 2471 nt
Organism: Pundamilia nyererei
Lineage: Eukaryota; Metazoa; Chordata; Actinopteri; Cichliformes; Cichlidae
Gene: pik3r6a
Product: phosphoinositide-3-kinase, regulatory subunit 6a
Exons: 6
Coding region: 81-743 (220 amino acids)
Source: RefSeq, a predicted model, not a curated record